Messenger RNA from Melitaea cinxia (Glanville fritillary), 869 nucleotides. RefSeq lists its product as uncharacterized. The record is from RefSeq and is a predicted model, not a curated record. The transcript has a single exon. The coding region runs from base 40 to 729 and encodes 229 amino acids. NCBI's taxonomy places the organism in Eukaryota, Metazoa, Arthropoda, Insecta, Lepidoptera, Nymphalidae.
GGGCAUCAGUCGUUCUAUAUCCGAACAACACAGACCAAGAUGUUUAAGUUGGUGGUGUUGUGUGCUUUUCUCGCUGCGGCGGUGGCAGAACCGAGUGGGCUCUUUGCACCUUUGGCGUACUCUACAAGUGUGAUUUCACCAGCUUCUACUACUAUCACCAGGCAGGCCAGCAGUGUCAUCCAUCCUUCACCAGUAAUAUACUCCGCUCCAUGGUCUUACAAUGCACAUUUCGCUCAUCUGAUCAAGAAACGAUCCGUCUUGGCACCAGCGAGCUACAUUGCACCGGCCUCAUUCGUCACUUCAUACGCAGCUGGUCCCUUGUCUACUAGUUACACAUACAGCCCAUACACAUACAGCCCAGCCCUUCCUUUGACGACGACUUAUUCAGCACCUAUCUACAGUGCCACCGCGCAUUUCAUUAAGAAGCGAUCUGCUGUAAUUCUGCCAAGUACUUAUGUUGCUCCAAGAUAUACUGUUGCAACUUCUUAUGUGCCAACCACGUAUGCUGCUCCUGCUCAUAUCUUCUCGACGCCAUUUGUAUCCUCUGCUCCGAUAGCGUAUUCACAUCUAAUUAAGAAACGAUCGGCUCCUUUUGCCAUUACAACUUACUCAGCUCCUGCUGCCUUCUCUCAUCAGUCUAGAAUUGAUAUUAAAAGUUCACCUGCUUUUGCUUCUUACUCCUACCCCUUACCCCUUGCUUACUCAGGUCCUGUCCUGCUACACAAGUAGUGUGGGAAUUAUGUGAAUUAAAGUUGCCAAUGAAAAAAACAACGUCAUCGAAAUUUCAAAAUUUAUUUUCACAAUAGUCAUCUUUUGUUAUUGUACAUACAUGUUAGAUCACUGUAAAUAAAUACCAAACAAAAAUGUAA